Molecule: messenger RNA, 2744 nt
Organism: Phoenix dactylifera (date palm)
Lineage: Eukaryota; Viridiplantae; Streptophyta; Magnoliopsida; Arecales; Arecaceae
Source: RefSeq, a predicted model, not a curated record
AACGAUCUCCCCUCUUCGUCUCCCUCACCUUCGAGCGAGAUUUCGAUCUUGGAGCAGUUCUUUCCGACGAAGAGAGCAAAAGAACCAAGAUACAUAGCAUAUGCUUGGCUUGUUGAUAUGAUAGAAUGGCAAAUUCACAAAAAGGAGCCACUUCAACUACUUGUGACCAAAAGAAAAGCCCAUUAGAUGAAGAUUUUGGAAAUGAUUUCCUUAGCUCCUGGCCAUCAGCAAAAAUGGGAAAAGAUGCAAUAGAUUUUGAUGUGGAAACAGUUCCUCUGAUCGGAAAAAAAUCCUUUAACUUUGACAAACUGGAUGACUUUGAGCUUGGCAGUGACUUUGACAAACUAUCAUCAUUCAAAAUGGAUAUGUCUGAUCUGGACUUCUCUAGCCCAGUAAACAAGACUGCAAAGACCACUGAAAAAUCUUCCAAAGAACUUCUUCUGGGAAAGCAGGAAUCAACAAAGGACAAAUUCUCCUUUUCUUUUGAUUUUAAUGAGUUGGAUAAGUUUGAUCUUGACUCGAAGCUGGUGAAAGGAGAAAAGAAGCUUAGUAAAUGCAUGGAUGAUAUUAAACCUGACUGUUCUAUAAAGCUUGACAAGGGCAUAGAUUCCAGAUGUAAUUCAAUCAUGAAUUCCAAUGGCACUAAGAUAAUACCAAAUAAAAAAAAUAUGGCCACUUCAAGACCUACUCAUUUUACAGAGCCUGGCAUAUUAGAUAAUGCUAAGCCUUCCAUCUCAAAUCUAUUGCAUUAUGAUGUGCGUCCUGAAGCACAGACAUCUACCGAGAAGCAAACUGUUAUUAGAGAAAAUGAAAAUGAAACUCAUAUUAUUCAGCAGCACAUAGAACAAUCAGAUGGAAAAUGGCCCAUAAAACCAAAUGCUGAAAAAGCUCCCCAAGAUUUUGCUCUCCUCUCUGUAUCUGGUGAUGGUUCAACACAUGCAAAAGUUCAUCAAACUCAAGCAGAACUUGUUACUUCGGUUUCUGCAAAAGAAAAUAUAGCCAGAGAACAAGAAAGUAGUAUGAAAUCAGUAGAUAGUUCACAAUCCAGGAAUUCUAGCCCUGCAAACUCAUAUAACUCAAGAUGCUGGAUGCCAAAGAGUAAAGCAGAAUCACUAGAUACUAGUCACAAGUUCCAGAAACAUGAAGGGAACCAAAGUGAGGUUUCUGGAGCAAGCACAUCUUGUAGUGAAUCAAAUCAAGAUCAAAAGAAUGUUGAAAAUCCUUCUGUCUCACAGAAACAUGCUCCUGCAAUCAAGAACACUGGAAAGAAGCAGGACCAAAGGUCAAAUUUUCUUCCAUCACCAUCAAAUAGGGUUUCCAGAUUAGUUCAGUCCAUGUCAACAAAAGAGAAAGGAGCAUCUGCUUUACAAUUAAGAUCUAUGAACACUACAGAAGGCAGUCUAUCUCAACGAACGACAGCAUCAACACCAAAGCAUCUUCAUGGUUUGCAGAACAAGAAAAUGGAAAUUAUGCAUUUGUAUCCUACAAGUUUAAAAAGAGAAUCCAAGCCAAAUGAUGAACUAGCUCAGAAUCUGGAGGGUGGCAUUUUGAAGUCUGAUGAUAUAUCUUUAAAAACAAGUGUGCCAUUUCUUUUGGAAAGCAAAAGAAGUAAUAAAGACAACGAUACUUCUGAUUUCCAACUUCAUCCUUCCAACCUGCACAAACAGUCUACUGCAAGUAACAAUGCAAAGAGUAUCACUUCUAAUCUUGUUUCAGGCUAUGCACCUUUGAAAGGCUUCAAGAACAUUUCCUUUGAAGGGCAAGAUAUCACUCCAAAAGAUGAUAAAAAAUGUGAUAUAUCUGGCUCGAUGACUUCAAGGAUAACAAAAGUAAACAGCAGAAUUCCAAAUUCCACGAUGCAGAAAGAAAUAAAAUCAGUAAGGUUUUUAGGGGGAAACUUAACCCCCAAGGUGGCCAACACUGUUAUCACAGAGAAACAUGCACUGUUAAGCCCAUCUUUAAAGCGCAAGACACUUGAGGAAGCAAGAGCAGAUGCAGAGACCUUAAAGCCAUUAAAACGUAUUAUGGACUCUUCUACUGAAAGAAGGAAACCAUCAGACGCAUCCCCCAAACUUGAUAGUGAGGUGGCUCCAGAAACUCAAAAGCUGGAAGCUCCUCACAGCAGUGUGUCUGUUGAUAAUCGAACUUCUCCGAAUGGUGCUCCUAAGGCGGGAAGCAUGAUGGAUUUUGAAGUGCAUGUACUGAUAGAAAGUGAUGGAAAUGUGGAAAAAGCUGAAUCCUGUGCAAAGGAGCUUGAUGGUAUCUGCAACAUGCUCAAAAAGAAGCAUGAGGAAGCCAAGGAAUUACUAGUUCUUGCAAUUGUAAACAACAAUGCACUGCUGAUGCUGAACCAUCCCAAAUUUGAGGAGAAGAUAUCCUUCCAUAUCUAAAACCUAUUUCCUUUUUUUCUUUUCUUUUCUUCUUUUUUUUUUCUUUUUAACCAGAUAUUAACCUUGUUUACCUUCACUAUCGGUACAUCCGUGCCCUUCAGAGGUUCGCUAAGAGCCUGCAGUCUAAGGAGUACUGAAAAAAAGGUGAUAUCCUAUUACCACCUAUAUGAACCAGCAGCUGAUCUGCUGUAAGCUCUUUGUACCAUUCAUGCUAGUACUUGAGCUUUGAAACAAAAAUUAUGAUGGUGAAUUGCUGAGUGGAAGGGUGUUUCUACAGCUUAAUUUUCUGUGAUCAUGUGAAUGGAACAGUUGAUUGAAACUCGAUUCAUGCGAUGAAUGAAUCUUUUUCCUACA